GCCAGGCGCGGGCGUGCGCGCGAGGGUGUGUGCGCGGCCGAGGCGGAGCGCCCGGGCGAGCGGGCGGCGGCGGCGGCGUUAGGACUCUGGGGACACCGCCACCCGCCCCCCGCGUCCCGCCCCCGCCCAGCCUCCUGCCUCAGUUCGCGCCGCGCCUCGGCUCAGAGCGCAGCGGCGCCGGCUCUUCCGAAGCCCGAGCCGAGCCAGCUGGGGCGCCCAGCAGCGCGCACAGCCAGCCGCCGCGCGGGCGAUGCGGGGCCGCCCGGCGCCCGCCCCAGUCCCGGCCCCGGCCCCCGCGGGAAGGGGCUGACCCGCCCUCCGCCGUCCGGAUGGCGAGCCUCGCCGCCCUAGCCCUCAGCCUGCUUCUGCGGCUGCAGCUGCUGCCGCUGCCCGGCGCCCGGGCGCAGAGCGCUGCAGGUGGCUGUUCCUUUGAGGAGCAUUACAGCAACUGCGGUUACAGCGUGGCCCUGGGGACCAAUGGGUUCACCUGGGAGCAGAUUAACACGUGGGAGAAACCCAUGCUGGACCAGGCGGUGCCCACAGGAUCCUUCAUGAUGGUGAACAGCUCUGGGAGGGCCUCUGGUCAGAAGGCCCACCUUCUCUUGCCGACCUUGAAGGAGAAUGACACCCACUGCAUUGAUUUCCAUUACUACUUCUCCAGCCGCGACAGGUCCAGCCCCGGGGCCUUGAACGUCUAUGUGAAGGUGAACGGCGGGCCCCAAGGGAAUCCUGUCUGGAAUGUGUCUGGGGUCGUCACGGAGGGAUGGGUGAAGGCAGAGCUCGCCAUCAGCACCUUCUGGCCACAUUUCUAUCAGGUGAUAUUUGAAUCCGUCUCUUUGAAGGGGCACCCUGGCUACAUCGCCGUGGACGAGGUCCGGGUCCUCGCUCACCCUUGCAGAAAAGCGCCUCAUUUUCUGCGACUCCAAAACGUCGAGGUGAACGUGGGGCAGAAUGCCACGUUUCAGUGCAUUGCCGGUGGGAAGUGGUCUCAGCAUGACAAACUGUGGCUGCAGCAAUGGAAUGGCAGGGACACAGCACUCAUGGUCACCCGCGUGGUCAACCACAGACGCUUCUCGGCCACAGUCAGUGUGGCAGAUACUGCCCAGCGCAGCAUCAGCAAGUACCGCUGUGUGAUCCGCUCCGAUGGUGGCUCCGGAGUGUCCAACUACGCAGAGCUGAUUGUGAAAGAGCCCCCCACACCCAUCGCCCCCCCAGAGCUGCUGGCUGUGGGGGCCACGUACCUGUGGAUCAAGCCCAAUGCCAACUCCAUCAUCGGGGACGGCCCCAUCAUCCUGAAGGAGGUGGAAUAUCGUACCACGACAGGCACGUGGGCAGAAACCCACAUCGUCGACUCCCCCAACUACAAGCUAUGGCAUCUGGACCCCGAUGUGGAGUAUGAGAUCCGGGUGCUACUUACGCGACCAGGCGAAGGGGGCACAGGACCACCAGGGCCUCCCCUCACCACCAGGACCAAGUGUGCAGACCCAGUGCACGGCCCGCAGAAUGUGGAAAUCGUGGACAUCCGAGCCCGGCAGCUGACCCUGCAGUGGGAGCCCUUCGGCUAUGCGGUGACACGCUGCCACAGCUACAACCUCACGGUGCAGUACCAGUAUGUGUCCAACCAGCAGCAGUACGAGGCCGAGGAGGUCAUCCAGACGUCCUCCCACUACACCCUGCGGGGUCUGCGCCCCUUCAUGACCAUCCGGCUGCGCCUCCUGCUGUCCAACCCCGAGGGCCGUAUGGAGAGCGAGGAGCUCGUGGUGCAGACCCAGGAGGACGUUCCAGGAGCUGUUCCUCUAGAGUCCAUCCAAGGGGGGCCCUUUGAGGAGAAGAUCUACAUCCAGUGGAAGCCCCCCAACGAGACCAAUGGGGUCAUCACUCUCUAUGAGAUCAACUACAAGGCUGUUGGCUCUCUGGACCCCAGCGCUGACCUCUCCAGCCAGAGGGGAAAAGUGUUCAAGCUCCGGAAUGAAACCCACCACCUGUUCGUGGGUCUGUACCCAGGGACCACCUACUCCUUUACCAUCAAGGCCAGCACAGCAAAGGGCUUUGGGCCCCCUGUCACCACCCGGAUCGCCACCAAAAUUUCAGCUCCAUCGAUGCCUGAGUAUGACACAGACACCCCACUGAACGAAACGGACACGACCAUCACCGUGAUGCUGAAGCCCGCUCAGUCCCGGGGAGCCCCCGUCAGUGUUUAUCAGCUGGUUGUCAAGGAGGAACGACUUCAGAAGUCACGGAGGGCCGCUGACAUCAUCGAGUGCUUUUCGGUGCCUGUGAGCUAUCGGAAUGCCUCCAGCCUCGAUUCUCUACACUACUUUGCUGCUGAGUUGAAGCCUGCCAACCUGCCUGUCACCCAGCCGUUUACAGUGGGUGAUAACAAGACAUACAAUGGCUACUGGAACCCUCCUCUCUCUCCCCUGAAAAGCUACAGCAUCUAUUUCCAGGCGCUGAGCAAAGCCAAUGGAGAAACCAAAAUCAACUGUGUGCGUCUGGCUACGAAAGGUGCCUCCACCCAGAAUUCUAAUACCGUGGAGCCAGAGAAGCAAGUGGACAACACGGUGAAGAUGGCCGGCGUGAUCGCGGGUCUCCUCAUGUUCAUCAUCAUUCUCCUGGGCGUGAUGCUCACCAUCAAAAGGAGAAGAAAUGCUUAUUCCUACUCCUAUUACUUGAAGCUGGCCAAGAAGCAGAAGGAGACACAGAGUGGAGCCCAGAGGGAGAUGGGGCCUGUAGCCUCGGCCGACAAACCCACCACCAAGCUCAGCACCAGCCGCAACGAGGAAGGCUUCUCCUCCAGCUCUCAGGACGUCAACGGAUUCACAGAUGGCAGCCACGGGGAGCUAUCCCAGCCCACCCUCACAAUCCAGACUCACCCCUACCGGACCUGUGACCCUGUGGAGCUGAGCUACCCCCGGGACCAGUUCCAGCCCGCCAUCCGGGUGGCCGACCUGCUGCAGCACAUCACCCAGAUGAAGAGAGGCCAGGGCUACGGGUUCAAGGAGGAAUAUGAGGCCUUACCAGAGGGGCAGACAGCUUCGUGGGACACAGCCAAGGAGGAUGAAAACCGCAAUAAGAACCGAUACGGAAACAUCAUAUCCUAUGACCAUUCUCGGGUGAGGCUGCUCGUGCUGGACGGAGACCCACAUUCUGACUACAUUAAUGCCAACUACAUUGAUGGAUACCAUCGACCUCGACACUACAUCGCAACUCAAGGUCCCAUGCAGGAGACAGUAAAGGACUUUUGGAGAAUGAUCUGGCAGGAGAACUCCGCCAGCAUCGUCAUGGUCACAAACCUCGUGGAAGUGGGCAGGCGCCCAGCGGAACACACUGUGGGAAAGGCCCCUCUAGGCCGCGCAGCGUCCCCCGGAAUGGUGAAGUGUGUGCGAUACUGGCCAGAUGACACAGAGGUCUAUGGAGACAUCAAAGUCACCCUGAUUGAAACAGAGCCCCUGGCAGAAUACGUCAUUCGCACCUUCACAGUGCAGAAGAAAGGCUACCAUGAGAUCCGGGAGCUCCGCCUCUUCCACUUCACCAGCUGGCCCGACCACGGCGUCCCCUGCUAUGCCACUGGCCUGCUGGGCUUCGUCCGCCAGGUCAAGUUCCUGAACCCUCCCGAAGCUGGGCCCAUAGUGGUCCACUGCAGUGCUGGAGCUGGAAGGACCGGCUGUUUCAUCGCCAUUGACACCAUGCUCGACAUGGCGGAGAACGAAGGAGUGGUGGACAUCUUCAAUUGUGUGCGUGAGCUUCGGGCCCAGAGGGUCAACCUGGUACAGACGGAGGAACAGUAUGUAUUUGUACAUGACGCCAUCCUGGAAGCAUGCCUCUGUGGCAACACUGCCAUCCCUGUGUGUGAGUUCCGCUCUCUCUACUACAAUAUCAGCAGGCUGGACCCCCAGACAAACUCCAGCCAAAUCAAAGAUGAAUUUCAGACCCUCAACAUUGUGACACCCCGCGUGCGACCUGAGGAUUGCAGCAUCGGGCUCCUGCCCCGGAACCAUGAUAAGAAUCGGAGCAUGGAUGUCCUGCCCCUGGACCGCUGCCUGCCCUUCCUCAUCUCAGUGGACGGAGAAUCCAGCAACUACAUCAACGCAGCACUGAUGGAUAGCCACAAGCAGCCUGCCGCCUUUGUGGUCACCCAACACCCUCUACCCAACACCGUGGCGGACUUCUGGAGGCUGGUGUUUGACUAUAACUGCUCCUCCGUGGUGAUGCUGAAUGAAAUGGACACUGCCCAGCUCUGUAUGCAGUAUUGGCCUGAGAAGACCUCUGGGUGCUACGGGCCCAUCCAGGUGGAGUUCGUCUCCGCAGAUAUCGAUGAGGACAUCAUCCACAGAAUAUUCCGCAUCUGCAACAUGGCUCGGCCACAGGACGGUUAUCGUAUAGUCCAGCACCUCCAGUACAUCGGCUGGCCUGCCUACCGGGACACACCCCCCUCCAAGCGUUCUCUGCUCAAAGUGGUUCGACGGCUGGAGAAGUGGCAGGAGCAGUAUGACGGGAGGGAAGGACGCACUGUGGUCCACUGCCUGAACGGGGGAGGCCGCAGCGGGACCUUUUGUGCCAUCUGCAGCGUGUGUGAGAUGAUCCAGCAGCAAAACAUCAUUGACGUGUUCCACAUCGUGAAAACCUUGCGAAACAACAAAUCCAACAUGGUGGAGACCCUGGAACAGUAUAAAUUUGUAUAUGAGGUGGCACUGGAAUAUUUAAGCUCCUUUUAGCUCAAUAGGAUGGGGAAUCUGCCGGAGCCCACGGGCUGCUGCGGCUGAGCUCCCUUUCCUGUGACUAGCAGUGACCAAGGUGGCACCCCUGCCCGACUCCAAGAAGAAGACUGAUGGCCCAAUGUCCACGGUGGGCUCUGCACCUUCUGAGGGGUCUCCCAGAGUGGUGGGAGAUGCUGCUGUGCAAGGCCCAGGCUUCCCUCCCACCCUGACCAGCCACAGCCAUGGGCCCAAGCAGAAGUGAGCCCCCAAGCAAGGCCUCCAGUUUUUGGUUCCCAGACCGCUUGCUUGUGUUUGUUCUGAGUUUGUGAACCUUGUGGUGGCCAACUGUGCUGGGGCUGGGGAGUGGGGAGCUCAGCAAUGCCUCUCUUCUAGGAGGGAAGGAGAUGUGUGUUCUGCUCCUCUGAGUCAUGGAAAAGAUUAGCAUUCUUGGGGCUAACUGCUGUGCUGCCCCUGCAAUCGCCUUCAGGGGCCUCUGGCACCAGAUACUUACAGUCUGGACCAGCGUGACCUCGGGGUGCACCCUAGACCAUAGCAGAGCCUCCCCCCACCGCCAUUCUCACACUGCAUGAGGCUUGUGGCCCAUGACCACUCUUUACCUGUCCCCCAGCCUGGGCCUUGACCGUGUGGCAGUCACUGGCCAACGAGCUGUGUCCUCAGCACUUUCUGAGAAAGGUUGUCUUUGCUUUGGCGGGGGGUUGGGGGGGAGGUCAAUGGGAGGGGGCAGAACUGUAGGGACCUUUGCUACUCCUCCCUCUCCUUGUAGAAGGGACCACCUUCCUGGGACAGGGUUUUGGCUGCCCCAUGUGAUGUAACCCCUGUGUCUCUUUGGUGGUUUGCUUGCUUUUCAAGAGAUAAGCAGGAUAAGAUUUGAUUAUUUUCCAGAGUGUAAGUGAAAAAAAAAAAAACUUUCUUGGGUGGUGUUAAAUUUUUAGUCUCUUAUGUCAAAAAAAGGGAAGUGGGGAGUUUGAGUAUAAGAGACAUCUCUCGGGCCUGUCAUCUUUCCUGGCGAUGUCCCUAAAAGCCCAGCCUGGGACAGCACAGCAAUUGAGCAAGGGAGAGAUGGGACAGUGUGAAGAUGCUCCUUUUGGUUUCUGGGGUGUGUAGGGGUGCAGAGCACCAGCCUUGUGCAUAACUUGGAUCUCCGCCUUCAAAUUCCUUCCUAGAAAAGCCCAGCUGCCCUCCUUGAGAAAGACCAUUGUCAGCCCCAUUAUACUUUGAUUAAAAGCAGCCCAAGAGAAUCAGGCCUGGGGAUCCAAGGUCUUGUCCAAAGUAUAGAUGAGUCACAGUAGCUUGUUACCAUCUCCACUGCACAGCUGAGGAAACAGGCACCUUCCUUCAUGAUAAAAUCCUGAUUUUCAAAAGGGCAGGUGAUGACAAUGAGACUUUACUGUUUUUUUGAUUUUUUCUUUCCCCAGCCAAGCAAUUAUUUUAUGGAGGGAAAGUAAGGCCAGCAACUUUUUGAGCAGAGAGUUCCACAAAUGGAAAUUUAGUUCUUUCUUGAUGCCAGUUCUUCUGAGAAGCCUAGAAGUUCAAAUGUAUUUCAGUAACUCAUUCCCAGCUCCCCAGGAAAGCUAGUGCAUCCAAUCUCUUAGUGAAAACAAUUCCCUGUUUUCUCAGGCUGUAAGGAGACCACCCAGGGACACUCUUGACUUUGGUCUCUAGCUGGAGCUUAGGCGCAAUGUCUGACAGCCUUGGAGUGGCCUGGGAGAUCUAUGGAGGCUUCAUCUGGGAGGCAGGUCUAGCCCCAGACAGGGUACAAGGGUCACGGAGAAGGCACAGCUUUUGCCCUCAAGGACUCACUGUCCACUGGGGGAACUGAACUACAGUGCAGUGGUGGUGGAGCAAGAGAGACCCACUCUGCUGGGGCUAUGUAGAGGAGGGGCCAUCUAAUCCAGCUGGGUCUUAACAGGUAAUAAAAGGAAGAAAAGGAAACUUGGGCCAAGACAUCAGCACGUGCACUGGCAAAGUGAUGGGAGGGCAGUGGGAAGGAAGCCGCCAGCUAGGCUAGCGGGGAGAGGGUCCAGGGGACAGAUGCCCACCAAGGUGCAGAUUUUGUCCUAUAGGCAGCAAGGAAUCAGCGGAGCUUUCCAGCCUAGUGUUGGCCAGGGUCCUGCUGGGCCAGUCAGCUGCCUCUUUUCCUCUCAUCAGACACUGUGAAAACAUUCCCUCCAGCGUAUAUUUUUUAAUACCACAUCCAUCUGUCUGUCUCUUAUUAUUUUGUUGCUGGAACAAAAUAUUCAGCUUCUGCAAGGAACCCAGGCCUCUGCUUUAGCGCAGAGCAGUGUCACCAACCCAUAUCCCCAGGCCUGCAAGGACAAGACAUGAAAGGGGCCCAUGGAAGCUACUUCUAUUGGCACAGGCUCUGGAGCUGUCUAGAAGUCCAGGGACACCAGACUUGAUCAAGGAAGGGCUGUCACUUUGGAGGUUCAAAAGGAAGUGUCUCAAAGCAAAUUCAGCGAAGGAACCCUGCAAUGACCUUGCUCUUGUGCUUUGAUGAGCCUCUCCCCAGGUGUGUCUAAGCGCUGGUCCCACCUGCUUCCCUGGGCUCUAGCCCACUGCCCCACAUGGCCAUCCCCAUCCUUCGCAGGGCCCAGAGCAUGGCAAAUCAGCCUGUUGUGUGCUAUUUUCUCAGAUCUUGGCUCAUCCAGCCAGAAUGAGGGUAGGGGAGAGCUAUUUAACACAAAUAGUGGGAUUUAUUCUGCUCAGGAGGGAGUGAAAUAGCUGGCAGAUAGAAAUGACAGUGGUUUCUAUUAUUACAAAUGGUAAGAAUUUAAAGUAUGACUUCAUGGAGAAUGAAAAUGAUAAAAACUCAGGCCGUGGUGGGGUCUGCCAACCAGUGACAAUUCCCCCCAGUUUGGCCCCUAUUUUCAGAUAUUCCAGAAGGCCAGUAGUGAACAGGUCUUAGACCAGGGUACCCAAGAAGAAACCCUGGCUCAGAGAUGGGGAUGACUUCUGUAAGAUCCCACAUGGCAAGUGUGCGGCAGGAUUUGAAUGAGAGGGUGCUGGUGCCCCAGAAUUUGAACUUGAUCCUUGCUCAGGAAAUCUGAGCAAAUACCACCUCCCUUAGAGUAUCUCCCCACCCCACCCCAGCUCCAGGGUGGACUCAGACUAUUGUAAGCAGAGAAAAUAGCAUAAUGCUCUCUGAGUCUCCGUUAACAGGCAUUAGCCUCUGGUCUCUGAGGUGACAAAGAGUGGCACUUAAAGAACCCCUGUAGCUCUCACCUCCUAGAUAUAGACCUUGUUUGGAGAUGAUGUAAGAGAAGAACGAAAAGCCAGAACACCCUCCACCUGAGUGUGCUUAUGGCCUAGGUAGCUUCAGGAAGUAUCUUGGCUGCACCCUGACAUUGCAACCUUUUGCCUUUUCUGAUGUUGAGACCCUGGGUCAGUCAGGGGCUUCUGGAUCCCUAGAUGGCCACAGCAGGGCCUUCCAUUGUGGAAAGGCAAGGGGAUGGAUUGCUUUUAGGGCUAGUCCUCUCUGGGUAAAACCUGAGUGAUGGCCUGCUGGAUGUCAGCCUUCACAGGAACAAGUGGACCCUGUGCUGGACACUCUAACACAGGAGCUCACUGAAUUCUUCCCACAUUCCUAAGACGUGAUUGUGAUUGUCACCAUUUUAUUGAUGAAGAAACUGAGGCUCCAAGGGGAGCAAUCACUUGCCCACAGUCCCACAGCUAGUGAAUGCGUGAGCCAGAACUUGAAUGUUCUUCUCUGACUUGGAAAGACCAGAUGUUUCCACCACUGUGUCUCAGACUUCCCCUGUGAUUACCCAUAACAGCAGAGACUAACUGGAAGCAGACAACAAUAACCUUAAAAGUCCUUUACAAUCUUAUGUUUUACUUUAACAAUUCAUGCAGUAUUUGCAUUCCACUUUCUAAUUUUGCCUGAUUUGGUUUUAAUGAGACCAUAUAACUAUUUAAAAUAACUAUGUGCCCUGUUCCUGAUGGGCUUUGAUCAGCUUAUCCCAACAUGAUGGACCAUGGGGACUUUCUAUCCCAGUCUGAGUCAUAGUUCCUAGCCAUGUGAAGGUAGACACAGCCUUACUGUGAAGAUUCCUGAAUGCUGAGGCUUCUACAAAGUGAUGCCCAUUUUCUAGGUGGAGUCACAUGAUUGCUAAUGUGGGAAAACCUGAGGACACACUUCAUCUGAAGAGCUGGAGGCUGGGACGAGAGGCGUCUCACUUUGGUCACACAGACUUGCAGGGUUCCUACAGCAUGAAGCACCCUACAAGGAAGCACAGUUGCCAUAGCACAGUUCAUCCCUUGGUGAAGCACUGGGUUGUGUAGAAAGAGUUCAAUCUUUGAUAAUCUCUGACCUGCCAUUUCUUGGCUACAGAAUGUUGAGCCAAGCAAUUAAUGGGAAAAAAUGCACAGAAAAAGGAGGCUCAUCCAGGUUAGAAAAGGUAGAUUUAUAGAGCUUUGUACUAGAAAACAGGAAGCCAAAUCCAGGAAAUUAGAACCUAUUGAAUACUCAGAACCAAGGAUGCAGGUGAGUCAUUGAGUACAGUGGUCACGUCCAUGACAUAGCAGGUGGGGGAUGGAGAUGGGCUUCCCAGAACCACUUGAAGCAAGGGUGCUGCUUUAGAAUAGAUUUUGAUGUCUGGGGGAGAAGACAAUGUGUGUCCCUCUGACCAGUCAUGUUUAUUCACCCCCCUACACCCCACUGCUUACACAAGCUCCUGCUGUACAUCCUCAACAGGAUAUCCAUGUCCUCAGCUCUGGUGUGAACCCUUGUAGAGUGCCCGUAGGUAUCAGUCUAGCAAGGCUGCUGCAGACAAUGGAAGUGAGGCCCAGGGAGGAGCAGCCAGGCCCUUGUCAUGUCAUCUCUACAGCCAUCCCAAUCCAAAGAUCUCUAAGGAACCAAUAACUUCCCCUGCACCUUACUGUAGGAAUGAAGAAAGCCACCUUCCUUAAGCCUGCAGAUGGCCAGUCCUAGGUAGGACAUCUGCCUUUGGCACAAGGUGAAUCAGGAGUAAUACUGUGGAAGGAAUGGCUGAACCCAAGGGUAAGCAUGACCAAGAGGCAGAAGGUAAGCACCAUCAAAAGUCUAUGCUGGCCAUGAUCCCCACGGACAAAUGGUCAACCCAAGCUAAGGAGCAGGUCAGAAGACAAAAUAUGAAUAAUUAUGUCAUCUCAAAGCUUUUACUUGCCUUCCCCAUUAUCCAGCCAAUUUUAGCUCCUUUUCAACCUCUGACCAGCUCCAAAUCACAGCCAAGUAGAACACGUAAAUAGGAAGCCAACUGGAAUAGACCAGCUGAGAUUCAGCCUUGUUCAUCUACUCCCAUGUAAGGGUUCCCUGUUGGAUAUCUUCCAUAUAUACAUAUACAAAAGUGAUAAAAUGCAGGGUGUUGGCUUUUCCUACCAGGGAAUCUGCCUUUGAGGUCAUAUACCAACUGAACAUGAGAGAGAGAGGUUAGUGGUGGAGAGCAGGAGGCCUGGUCCAGCUCCAGUAUCUUCUGAUACAUUUUUCAGGGUCGUGGAUCUGAAUCUCAAAAGCACAGUAGAAAUGUCUAAGCCAUACUUGUGCACAUAAGAAGACUCUCUUUGGGUUUCUAGGUAAUCAGGGAUAUACAUUUACAUGGCACUGACUAUACAAUUGUCUUGUAGAGAUGAAGUCAGUCUCUUGUAUCCCUCCUGCCCACCUCCAGAAAAGAUGGGAAAAGGUCAUCAAAGAGGCUACAUCUACCCAUGAAAUCUACCCACAAAUGUUAGAUCUCCAAGAGGAGGGUCAGCAUCCACAAUUGUAGGCUCCAGGCCCAGCACCCCAGCCAUCUCAGAGCUCCUCUUGAUGACCUAACAAAGGAAGUGGGAGAACUCAGGAUGGAAGGAAAUCUAUUGGGAAGAGUUGAGGGGAGGGGAAUUGCUGGAUCACCAGGUGGUGGGAUCCAGACCUUGAUCCUUGGUUGGAAUGUUCAGAGAAUGAGGGGUCUGGUAGCCUUGGAAUGUUAGGAAACUAUUGGAUAAAGGCCUGGAGCUCAGGGAAAUUUGUGUAGUUCAUGGUUUCUUGGUGAGUGGGACUCCUCAAUUUGAAGGAAGGACGGGUGAUAGGAAGUAACUUGCUAAAAUUUCAAAACUGAGUCCCCCUAUACAAGUACUUUAGUGCCUUUGGGCUCAUGAAUACACAUUGGUGGACCACCAGUGUGAUGGUCAAACUCUCAAUGCCCACCCUGUCCCUGUCUUUCCCAUGGAAGAUUAACAUGGUAAGGUGUUCUUCACAUCAAAGUCCCCAGGGCAGCUAGCUGGAAGCUUAGAAGGAAGAAUGGUGUCAUCCUGGAUAAAACCAGACUUCUUAAGGGUCAGGCAGAAUCUAGGUCCUGUAUCUUCCAUGGGUAUGAAGAUUACUGGAUAAAGUGAAGCACAAUUUGUUAGGCCCAGGUCCUACCUGUGAGUGGAACUAGGACCAAGAGGUGAAACUUAAUAGCUAUAGGGAAGAACUUGAUGGUAAGUUGCCCAUCUCAUCAGCUGUCCUGAAGAAACCAGACAUCUCCUUAAAGAGAAGAAGGAGCAUUGCUGAGAAGAUUUCGGUGUCAUUCCAUUAGUCUAGAUGGGUGACAUCUCUUGGAGCUGGGGUCCUGUUUAAAGCCAUUUGUACCUGCAGAGAACAAAGCCAAGUCAGGUGUGUUUGGUUUGUGCAGAUUGAAGCUCCUGUGCUCCCACCCAAGUCUCCCCACCAUGCAGGCCAACCCAAGUCUCCCCACCAUGCA
Nycticebus coucang (slow loris) is the source of this 11416-nucleotide messenger RNA. RefSeq names its product protein tyrosine phosphatase receptor type T (gene PTPRT). Lineage: Eukaryota; Metazoa; Chordata; Mammalia; Primates; Lorisidae. The transcript has 32 exons. Gene Ontology annotation, biological process: protein dephosphorylation. Gene Ontology annotation, molecular function: protein binding; protein tyrosine phosphatase activity. The coding region runs from base 330 to 4715 and encodes 1461 amino acids. Gene Ontology annotation, cellular component: membrane. The record is from RefSeq and is a predicted model, not a curated record.